This is a messenger RNA of Exophiala viscosa, 1905 nucleotides long. RefSeq names its product putative aldehyde dehydrogenase. Gene Ontology annotation, molecular function: aldehyde dehydrogenase (NAD+) activity. The record is from RefSeq and is a predicted model, not a curated record. NCBI's taxonomy places the organism in Eukaryota, Fungi, Ascomycota, Eurotiomycetes, Chaetothyriales, Herpotrichiellaceae. Bases 181 to 1509 code for a protein of 442 amino acids. Gene Ontology annotation, cellular component: cytoplasm. Gene Ontology annotation, biological process: aldehyde metabolic process. The transcript has a single exon.
UCGAAGCGUUACAGAGCGUCAAAUCCCGCAACACGAGUCUCUUCAGCCUCAGAGAACAUAGACCACAUCAGCAACCAUGAACAUGGCAGCUACAGACUUCUACACCCAGGUCGACCAACUUUCCAGAGAGUACAAGACUGUGAAGGAUGCUUUCGAAUCCGACAGGACUCUCCCUCUGGAAUGGAGGAAGCAGCAGUAAAACAGGUCUGGAGGAUGUUGGACGAGAACGAGAGCCGAUUCCACGAUGCCUUGUAUGCAGACAUCCGCAAACCCAAAGUUGAAACCCAAUCGUACGAAAUCAUCGGCAUAAAGAACGAGAUCAUCCACACCCUGGAGCACUUGGACGAAUGGGCCAAGCCUUCCGCCGUCGAUGUCUUCGAGGAGUUCAAGGUCAACCAACCUCGCGUCUACAAGCAGCCUAAGGGAGCCGUACUGAUCAUCGGCACCUGGAACUACCCUCUCGACUUGACUCUGGAUCUCUUGAUCUCAGCCAUCUCGGCCGGCAACACAGCCGUCAUCAAGGCCAGCGAGAAUACUCCGGUUACUGGCAAGCUCCUAGCCGAGUUGAUCCCUCGCUAUCUGGACAGUGAAAGCUAUCGAGUCGUUAACGGUGACAAAGACCAGGCCACAGAGCUGCUAAAGUACCACUGGGCGCACAUACUGUACACCGGCGGUGCUAAGGUCGCUCGCAUUGUCAUGGCCGCCGCCUCCAAGCAUCUCACCCCAGUGACCUUGGAGCUAGGUGGCAAGACCCCGACCAUCGUCACCGAGAAGGCAAACAUCGCAAUCGCUGCCAAGAGAAUCGCCUGGGUCAAAGUCUGGAAUUUGGGCCAGACCUGCAUGUCCACGGACUACGUCCUGGUACACGAGUCUGUCCGAGAACAAUUCGUGACCGAGCUGAUCAAGUAUAUUAAGACCUUCGCUGAGAAUUCGGGUGUGGAUGGUAUGUCGCGCCUGAUCAACAACAUGCAUUUCCACCGCAUCAGCGACAUGCUCGCCGCCACGAAGGGUAAAGUCGCUUUUGGCGGUCACCAGGAUGAAGCCAAGCUCUUUGUCGAGCCUACCAUCAUUUUGGAUCCGGCGCUCGAUGAUUCCACGCUCGAGUCUGAGAUUUUCGGCCCUCUCUUGCCCCUCAUCACCUACAAGACACUCCCCGAGGCUCGCGACCUGAUCACCCGCAUUGACCCUACUCCUCUCGGUCUGUACGUCAUGACCGAGGACAACGAGCAGGCCGAGUACUUCUUCACGCACAUCCGUUCAGGUGGCGCCGCUAUCAACGAUCCGAUGGCCCAGUUGGCCGUGCCAAGCGUGCCGUUCGGCGGGUUUGGGGAGAGCGGAAUGGGCAGUUAUCGUGGAAAGGCAGGGUUCGAGACCUUUUCGCAUCUCAAGUCUGCAGUCACCACAUUCACUGACCCUGCGUCAGAGCAAGCCAAUGAGUGGCGCUAUGCUUUGGGUGAUCGCGAGGAGAAAUUUCAGCUCUUGAAGAAUCUGGAGAUUCCUUUGAGCUGAGAAGCUUGAGCGCUGAUCGCUCAGGAUAUAGCUCCUUUGAGGAACGGGGCUGAUCUGUCUCGAGCUGAGGUGCUAGGGGGAAUUGAGGUAGUUGAGGAGCAAGUCGCUGUCACGAAAUUCGGUGGUACUACAUGCAUUCGCUCGUUUGGAAUCCUUGAAGUCAAAACACUGUGCUUUGCAGGAAAUCGUUCAUUUGGAGGAAGGGGAGUAUGGAUGCAGGUUUACUUAGCAUUCACGCCAUGUGGGGAUCACACUCGCUGUCACAAUCAAGUUGGUAUGUUCUGAAUUUUGAAAUGGCAAUUCAGCCAGUAUCAUGAGACUGUAGGCUUAUACCAUCCGUCUCUUGCCCCAGCUCCAAUGAUUUUCAAGGCGUCACAGAAUUCCCAAGUAGCUUCC